AUGACUUGUCUUUUUUUUCUUACUUUGCAGUUGGCCUGCUGCUGCGGUACUGCCGCUUGUUCCUUGUGCUGCAGAUGCUGCCCCAAGAUAAAACAGUCAACCAGCACCCGCUUCAUGUAUGCGCUUUACUUCAUCCUGGUGACUAUCAUCUGUUGUGUCAUGAUGUCAACAACAGUAGCAAACGAAAUGAAAACACACAUUCCUUUCUACAAGCAGAUGUGCAAGGGUAUUCAGGCGGGUGAGAUGUGCGAGAAGUUGGUGGGAUACUCUGCAGUGUACAAAGUCUGUUUUGGAAUGGCCUGUUUCUUCUUUUUGUUCUUCUUGUUCACCAUCAAAAUUAACAGCAGCAAAAGCUGCCGAGCAUACAUUCAUAAUGGAUUCUGGCUCAUUAAACUUAUACUUCUGGCAGCAAUGUGCUCAGGAGCCUUCUUCAUUCCUGAUCAGGACACUUUCCUCAAUGCCUGGCGCUACGUAGGAGCAACAGGAGGUUUCCUUUUCAUUGCCAUUCAACUCAUCCUGCUUGUUGAGUUCGCACACAAAUGGAAUAAAAACUGGACUGCAGGUGCAAACCACAAGCAGAUGUGGAAUGGUUUGCUUGCCUUGGUUACUCUCAUCUUGUACUCCGUUGCUGUGGGAGCCCUGGUCCUCAUGGCUCUUUUCUACACACGCUCAGAGGGCUGCAUGUACAACAAAGUCCUGAUCGGUGUUAACGGUGGCCUGUGCCUCUUUGUGUCACUAGUGGCCAUAUCACCCUGUGUCCAGAAUCGCCAGCCCCAUUCUGGUUUGCUUCAGUCAGGAGUUAUCAGCUGCUACGUUAUGUACCUCACUUUCUCAGCACUAUCCAGCAAGCCACCAGAAACUAUCCUGGAUGAAAACAAUCAGAACAUCACAAUCUGUGUCCCUGAAUUUAGCCAAGGCUUGCACAGAGAUGAAAACCUGGUUACUGGCCUGGGUACUACCAUUUUGUUUGGCUGCAUUUUAUAUUCUUGUUUGACCUCAACAACACGUGCAAGCUCAGAGGCACUGAGGGGAAUAUAUGCGACACCUGAAACUGAAGUAGCUCGUUGCUGCUUUUGCUGCGUGCCCGACGGAGACGCUGAUUCUAAAGAGCACAUUGAAAAAAGGGGAGGCCAGACUGUGAUUUAUGAUGAGAAGAAAGGCACAGUGUACAGUUAUGCCUACUUCCACUUCGUUUUCUUCUUGGCUUCGCUCUACGUGAUGAUGACAGUAACUCAUUGGUUCCAUUAUGAAAGUGCUCAGAUUGAAAAAUUCUUCACUGGAACCUGGUCUAUCUUCUGGAUUAAGAUGGUCUCCUGUUGGGUUUGUGUCUGUCUGUAUUUAUGGACUCUUAUUGCUCCACUCUGUUGCCCAACCAGAGAGUUCUCAGUGUGAACACUCAGAAGGUCCUUCUGUGUUUU
Molecule: messenger RNA, 1418 nt
Organism: Charadrius vociferus (killdeer)
Lineage: Eukaryota; Metazoa; Chordata; Aves; Charadriiformes; Charadriidae
Gene: SERINC5
Product: serine incorporator 5
Exons: 11
Coding region: 1-1392 (463 amino acids)
Cellular component (GO): membrane
Source: RefSeq, a predicted model, not a curated record